AUGCCCCUCCAAUAUAGAUCCACCUUGACUCUACCUAGAGAGCACGGUGAUGCUAUUGACUGUCUUGCGUUGAGCCCAGAUGGGUUGUACAUCGCCAGUGGAAGCACCGACAAGCGGCUGGCUAUCUGGUCUCUUUCUUCUGGCCAAGCCCUUCAUCGCCUUGUGACUCAUUCCGCCGUAUUGUCUCUACUCUGGGCAAUUGGCGCCUCACGUAUCAUCUGCGGCACUGCCGAUGGUACUUUGAUCACAAUUACUUUUGAUGAGACGAAUGUCAAUAUUUCCGGCUAA
This is a messenger RNA of Sparassis crispa, 288 nucleotides long. RefSeq lists its product as hypothetical. The transcript is spliced from 2 exons. NCBI's taxonomy places the organism in Eukaryota, Fungi, Basidiomycota, Agaricomycetes, Polyporales, Sparassidaceae. Bases 1 to 288 code for a protein of 95 amino acids. The record is from RefSeq and is a predicted model, not a curated record. Gene Ontology annotation, molecular function: protein binding.